CUGCGACUUUGCCCUAUCGGACGAGGAUAGGCGCGACAGGGACAGUAUCUGAUAAGGAACCGAACAUGUUACACCCAUAAAUGUUCAAGCCACGAGUCCAAUGAUAGCGUAGGUCCAUAUGCUUGGUAACGCAUGGGGAAAGCUAGUCCUCGUUGCUGAAUGGAGCGCAUAACCGGAAUAGUGCUGCAACUCCCGACGCAGCACACACGUUCGCUCUUAGUACAUCUAGAGGAGCACAAGGAAAGACUGUUUCUUCCGUUGAUGGAGCAUGCUUUGAUCAUCAUGCAUCAUGUAUCAGUACAUAUUCAAAACUAGGGCCGUACCUUCUAAAGACUUUCCUUCUCCUUCCCUUCUCCGAGUUAGUCAAGACUCAAGAUGCCGCCUCUGAAAAGUGUCUCCCUAAUUUUCGCGUGCGGAACCGCGCUGUUCUCCGACGGCUAUGCCAAUAAUAUUAUCGGAAGUGUGAACACUCUUCUCAAGCGUAUUUAUGGGACCGAAGUGAUCAACGCCAAGAACUACAGUACGCUCGUGAGCAGCUUGGCUUUUGCUGGUACAGUCGUUGGAAUGCUCGUCUUCGGCUAUCUAUCCGACAAAAUUGGACGCAAGUUCGGCAUGAUGGCCGCUACCGGUAUUGUCGCCCUUUUCUCAGGUUUGUCCGCCGCGUCUUCGGGCGCCCAUCAUAGCGUCGAUGGAAUGCUAAGUAUGCUCUGUGCAUGCCGAUUCCUUCUCGGUAUUGGUGUCGGCGCCGAGUAUCCUUGCGGAUCCGUGGCUGCUUCAGAGAACUCUGAAGAAGACACCAUAAGCAAAAAUGCCCAACAUCGGUGGUUUACAUUGGCGACCAAUUCCAUGAUCGACUUCGGCUUCGUGAUUUCCGCCUUCGUCGUCUUGGUGCUAUACUGGAUUUUCGGCGAAAACCACCUCCGUGCCGUUUGGCGUCUUUCCUUGGGGCUCGGAGUCGUCCCUGCGUUGGCAGUUUUCAUCUGGCGGCUUCGGAUGGACGAACCCCAGAGAUACAAGAAAGAUUCAAUGAAGCGCGUUCGUAUUCCUUACAUGCUCGUCUUGCGUCGCUAUGGAGUUUCCUUGGCCGCUAUUUCCUUCACCUGGUUUUUAUAUGAUUUUAUUGUGUAUCCUUUCGGUUUAUAUUCUUCCACCGUGGUAAACAACAUUACUGGCGGGUCCGAGAAGCUCAGCAUCGUAUUUGGAUGGAACGUUGUAAUCAACCUGUUCUACAUCCCAGGAACUAUCCUUGGAGCCUUCGUUGUCGACUUCCUUGGGCCAAAAUGGACUAUGAUUGUGGGACUCCUAUCACAGGCCAUAAUCGGGUUCAUCAUGAGCGGAUGCUAUGAGAAGCUUGCCUCACAUGUGGCUGCAUUUGCCGUCGUCUAUGGCAUCUUCUUGAGCUUUGGAGAGCUUGGUCCCGGCAACAACAUUGGUCUCCUGGCAAGCAAAACGAGUCCCACGGCUAUCCGGGGACAAUUUUAUGGAAUAGCCGCUGCCACCGGGAAAGUCGGCGCAUUCGUUGGCAUAUGGGCAUUCCCUCCUAUGAUUGACGCGUUCGGCGGUAAAGACACGACCAGGGGAAAUACAGGGCCUUUCUGGGUUGGUAGCGGUCUUGCUAUCCUGAGCGCCAUCGUGACUUUCUGUUUCAUCAAACCUUUGAGCCAUGAUGGUAUGGUCGAGGAAGACAUUGCUUUCCGACAAUACUUGGAAUCGAGGGGCUAUGAUACUUCGCAGAUGGGAUUGGGAGUUGGAAGCGAUAUUUCGUCGGAGACAGCUGAAGAAGACGAGAAGAAAAUUCCAGUGUAAUCGUGAUGUUAUGAGCGGGAGGUGGAACGAGUAACAUAGCAAUAAUACACCAGAUGCAAGAGAUGCAAGCGGGAGAGUUGAGGUUAUUGUUCGUAGGCGUUACGCAGUUGAUUUUUUCUUUUCCCAUUCUCUAAGUCUCCUCUCUUCCGUGAGCCAAAAUCCUAGAAUUUUUGAAUGAAUUUCCAUUCAAAACAG
This is a messenger RNA of Guyanagaster necrorhizus, 2001 nucleotides long. Its product is annotated as MFS Git1p-related glycerophosphoinositol and glycerophosphocholine permease. Gene Ontology annotation, cellular component: plasma membrane. Gene Ontology annotation, molecular function: carboxylic acid transmembrane transporter activity. Gene Ontology annotation, biological process: transmembrane transport; carboxylic acid transport. The transcript has 23 exons. Lineage: Eukaryota; Fungi; Basidiomycota; Agaricomycetes; Agaricales; Physalacriaceae. The coding region runs from base 376 to 1806 and encodes 476 amino acids. The record is from RefSeq and is a predicted model, not a curated record.